GGCAACCCUGAGCAGCGCCGUCCAAUCAGCGCUCAGUAUGAAGAUGGCCGCGCUAGCAGUGGAGGAGACCCCUUCAGGGAGAGAUGCUCUCGCCGAGGGUUUGCUGGAUCUCCUGAGUCCCGCUGUACAGCAGCUCGACACACAUGUGCACUCAGUCAGAGAAAGCCAAGUGGAACUCAGGGAACACAUUGAUAAUUUGGCAUCUGAGCUGUGUAGGAUCAACGAACACCAGAAGGUGGCACUAGAUUUAGAUCCAUAUGUGAAAAAACUCCUUAAUGCCAGACGAAGAGUGGUGCUUGUCAACAACAUACUCCAGAAUGCACAGGAGCGUUUGCGAAGGCUGAACCAUAAUGUUGCUAAAGAGACGGCACGCAGGAAGACCAUGCUUGAGGCAUCUGGAGCAUUUACUCCACGCUCUCCCAGCAAACCAUGAUGUCCGAAAUCACACAUUGUGGGAAUGCACCAUUACACUGUGCUCGAUGCCAAGGACUGACGCUGUAGACCUGCAGAAUCUCCUCUUCUCAUUAAAGGACGCUGGGCUAUGCUAAGCACUGCUAACAGAGCACUGCAGCAUUAAUGUCAGUUCACUGGAGAGUAGUCAGGGAGACAGCAGUGUAAAUAUGCACUCAUCUCUUUCUUGAACAUGUUUCUUUUAAAUACAAUAUUUGUCUUUAUGAAUUUAACUGUUGCUGACAAAUGCAAUGCUGUGGAUUUGUUAAUAAUUUGCAGAUGUAGGGUUUGAAUAAUUGUUGUUUAUCAGAACUAUCAGUGAAAAUAUCAAGACUAAUUCACCUGCAAAUAUUCCACUGUCAGUCUUACCAUAUUUGUUCUUGGGUUUAUACUCUGUACAUGUUUUUAUCUAAUCAUUUUCUGUUGCAAAUGUGCUUAAUGUAUUAAAAGGAAUCAUUCACCCAAAACUGAAACUGUACACAUCCUCAGGCCGUCCAAGAUGUGGAUGAGUUUGUUUCUCCAUCAGAACAACUACAUCACUUGUUCACCAGUGGAUCCUCUGCAGUGAAUGGGUGCCGUCAGAAUGAGACUCCAAACAGCUGAUAAAAACAUCACGGUAAUCUACAUCACUCCAGUCAAUCAGUUAACAUCUUGUGAAGUGAAAAACCUGUAUGUUUGUAAGAACUAUCAGCAGUUUGGACUCUGAUUCUGACGGCACCCAUUCACUGCAGAGGAUUCAUUGGUGAGCAAGUAAUCUCUCAUGUUUUUUGUCUUUAGAAUGAUGUGUAACAGAAUUUUCAUUUUUGUGUGCACUUUCCAUUUAAAAAAAAUAUAUAUAGCCACUGAAGACUCCAUUUAUGAGUGUUAGAAUUACUUGAAUAUAAAUCACAGAUCAAGCCAGUACAAGUGUGUAGAUAUAAAUGACAAUUUUAGCAGGGAAAUGAACUUAUCCAGCACCCAGGUAUCCCUGGCAUGGCAUUGCAUUAUUAUUGAAUCAGCAGUUAAAUCAUAGGCAUGCACGUGUUUUAUGUAAAUAGUGUAUGCUUUUGCAAGAGAAUAGGGGAAAGGGCAGAUGAAGGCUGAGAGGGUUAGGACAAGAUUGAAAGGUCAAGGGACAUAAUCUAUCAAGGAGGAAGCUGGAAUCAUAUGAAGGGCCUAAAAGUUACUCUGCUGAUGAGAGAUUAAAGACAGAUUGCUGAAAAUCACUUGACUGCAACAACUAAAAUGAAAGAGUAAAAGCCUUUAGGAGUCGCUCAUGAUGCUCACUGCAUAUGCAAACUUGGCUAAAAGAUGCGCAUGCCACUGUAUGCUGUUCCUAUAAAAUAUAUCUAUUUGUAUCCAUAAGUAGUGAGAAAUCUGAUCGUUUGUAUUUUAUGCUUUGUUUAUUGUUUUAUAAAUCCCAGAUGUUCGAUGUGGACUUCUGGGCACCGUUGUAAAUAUUAGUGCUUCAUUAAAGUCGUCAGUGGGGUUAAAGAAGAAGAA
This is a messenger RNA of Carassius gibelio (silver crucian carp), 1932 nucleotides long. Its product is annotated as SNARE-associated protein Snapin. Gene Ontology annotation, cellular component: BORC complex; BLOC-1 complex; synaptic vesicle. Gene Ontology annotation, biological process: endosome to lysosome transport; regulation of synaptic vesicle exocytosis; lysosome localization. The transcript is spliced from 4 exons. Lineage: Eukaryota; Metazoa; Chordata; Actinopteri; Cypriniformes; Cyprinidae. Bases 38 to 433 code for a protein of 131 amino acids. Gene Ontology annotation, molecular function: SNARE binding. The record is from RefSeq and is a predicted model, not a curated record.